Messenger RNA from Nematolebias whitei (Rio pearlfish), 3672 nucleotides. RefSeq names its product ubinuclein-2-like. The transcript is spliced from 16 exons. Lineage: Eukaryota; Metazoa; Chordata; Actinopteri; Cyprinodontiformes; Rivulidae. Gene Ontology annotation, cellular component: nucleus. The record is from RefSeq and is a predicted model, not a curated record.
CGUCUCAUACAAAUGGCCGAACCGAGAAAAGUGCAGUUUGUCACCCUCUCGGCCUUCGCCGCUGGAGCAGUGGCGGAGUCUAGGAAACGCCGGCUGGAGGAAGAGGCCGACUUCAACUUCGACAGAGCCGGGGAGGUGGAGGCAGCCGGCGGAGCAGGAGACACCGCCGGCGACAACAAGGCUGCCGCGGAGAGGAGGGCGACCCUCCGGCUCAACCUGUCCCUGUCCGAGCCGGACGACCGCUCCUCCGCCGAGUUCAAUUAUGGCGAACUCAUCCAGAACCUCCAGGGAAAGAGUAAAGUUCCAGGUUUGACUCCAGCCCCCAGUCCCAACGACCCCUUCAACGAUGAGGAGCGCGAGCGGCUCCAGGUCGAAGCCCUGGCGAAAAAGUUUGAAAAUAAAUAUAACAACACGGGGACAAAGAGGAGGAAGGACCGAAUGCAAGACUUGAUAGAUAUUGGGUUUGGUUAUGAUGAAACGGAUCCGUUUAUAGACAACUCAGAAGCUUAUGAUGAGCUGGUGCCUGCAUCUCUGACCACAAAGCUCGGGGGAUUUUACAUCAACACUGGAACGCUGCAGUUCAGAGCGACCUCUGACUCGGAGGGGGAGGAGGACGAGAAGCUGAACAAUGAUAUGGAGCAGGUGGUUAAGAAGAAGAAAAAGAAAGAGUUGAAUGAUUUUGAAGAGAAGGACUUGAAGAACAACGUACCUAAACAAGGAGUGACGGCGCUCAACCUUCACCGGCCAGAGAAGAAAAAGAAGAAACUGAUGAAGGACUCUUUCUACCUGGCUGCAAUGCUCCAUCGCUUCACCCAGGAGAAAGAAGAGCUGAGGAAAGGAAACCCCACCGUGGAUCACCUCGGCGUGUCUGGAGGUGCAGCUAACAAGUCCCACUCUGGCAACUCCACAAACCUCCCAUUGGUUUCCAACUCCAGCCAGCUGCAGAGCAGCACAGCUGGCAGCGACCUCUCCCUGGCGGACCUCACCUCGGACCCCGCUGUCAUGUCACUGCUGGGCUCGGCCACCGAGAAGGAGCUGCAGGAUCUGUUGGGUGACCUGGACUUCAGCUUGUUGGAGACCGAUCAACAGAAUGCCGUGGUGACAGCCAGAGAGAACGGCAUUCUGGGUAUUGGUGCUCCCGCUCAUAAAGCAGCAGUUGGAGGAGGGGGUCAGGGGCGAGGCCUGGGGUCUUCCUGUGGACUGUUCUCUCCACCACCACUACCUGAUGGACUCCCUGCCCCUCUUAUUAAACGCAUCGAGCACCUGCGGGCGGCUUCGCGGCAGUUUGAUCAGGAGGGCAGGAAGAAAUUUUUCACCCUUGACAUGAAUAACAUUCUCCUGGAUAUUGAGCUGCAGGUCCAGGAGCAGCCUCCUGAGGUGCGCUCAGGCAUCUAUUCGCACAUGGAGGCAUUUGUACCGUGCAACAAAGAGGCCCUCCUCAAGCGCCUCAAAAAGCUCAGCCUCAACAUCCAGGACGACCGUCUGCGAGCCCCUCUGAUGAAGCUGAAGUUGGCUGUGUGCAGUGUGAUGCCGGAGCAGAUAGCCAGGUUCAACAUGGACUGCAUGGCCAAGGCUGCAAAGUAACUUAGUUUAAUGAGCGAUCACGUUUUGAACCUGCUGUGUAACUUGGUACGAGUGAAGCUGAGCUGCUAUGAGAUGGAGAAGCAGUGCUCGCUGUCAGUGGAGGACUACCUCAAGGCCUUCUUGGAGAAUGAGGUCAAACCACUGUGGCCCAAAGGUUGGAUGCAGACCAGAACUCUGUUGAAGGAGAGCUUUGUCAUUCACGGCCACCUCACUGGAAACCUAGUAAAAAGGAGGAUGGUGCCUGGACCGAAGGCCAAAGCCAAGGAGGGUCUUUGGAUCAACAAACCUCUCACCAUGACCUCCACCCCGUCUCUGCCCACCUCCACCUCUGUACUGAUGUCCUGCCGCCCCCCACCUCCGUCCUCCUCCUCGCCCCCGGAGCCCAUCUGUCUGUCAGACUCUCUGGAUGAGGACUUGACUGCUCCCUCUCUGGACUCUAUCUCUCACGCUCUGGCCCUCCUCAGCAGUGCAUCUAAGGGCCUGGGCCUCGCAGACAGCCCCCUGUCACCCCCACCGCUGCAAAUACCCACCACUUCUCCUCCACCUGUCGCCCCUCAUUACCCCUCUGCCUCUCAGGUGUCUAUAUUGGCUACAUCCACACCUCAGCAUCAUUCCCUGUCCAAGAUGGAGGCCUCUCACCCAGUCAUGGCGUCAGCUGGUAACUUGUCUGGAACGACACUAGCACACCCCUCUUCUACCUCCUCUUCCUCUCCAGUUGUGUCUUCCGUGGUCCGUGUGACCUCCUCAGGCGUGUCGUUGGCCUCCAGGACUGCAGAUGGUCCGUACGCUCAAAUGAAAGGCACCAUGGGUCAAAGCCCAGUUCAGAGACCCGUCACCAUGGCGACGUCUGCUCACAGGCCCACCUCUGUAAUGGGCAAAAUGCAUCCUCACCCCUCUCCUUCACCUCCAAAGCAGCGGCCUCCCCCCACAGCUUCCCCUCUGCUUCCCCCUCAUCAGAAAGGUUUUGCCAGCCCAGGAGGGGUCCUGGGUACACUGGGAACCAGUCAGGGACUCUCCAAGAGCAGUGCCAAAGCUGUCAGCAGCAAUGGCAGUGCUGCCAGCAGCAGCAUCACACCUCCCUCCUCUUCAUCACAGUCCAGGUCCAACUCCACCUCCCACCAUGGCCUGCAGUCCUUCUGCCCCCCCUCUUCAGCAGCCUCUUCACCGUCCCCCACCUCCCAUACCUCCCAUUCUUCUCAAGGUAAAUCUCACACCCACCAUCACCACCAGCCCAACUUCAUCACCCCCAUGCAGGCCACACUCACCAAGUCCUCCCACAGCAGCAACUCCUCCCCCAUCAUCAAACUCACCCCUCGGCCUCCUGCACCCACCCCUCCUCCCUCCUCCUCGCCUUCCCCAUCAUCCUCACCCUCACACCAGCUCUCCCAUCAGAUGAUCUCCAACCAGCAGCAGCACCAGUACUCUCCCAAAACCCCCAGAACUUUCCGGCCCCCCUUCAGUGGGCAGAUGAAGCAAACGCAGGGCAGCAGCAGCUUCGCCAGCACCAGUAAACCUCAGCCCGCCAUGAGCAGCAGCACCAUCAGCAGCAGCUCCAACAAAGGAGUUGUUUCAGACAAAACACCUGCUUCCUCUAUGAUUUCAGUCUCAGCCAAUCAGAGGCAGAGGGUUGUGGGCAGAGCCAACCAGAGCUCAAAGGCAGGGAAUGGCUGGGCAGCUUCAAGCACUUUGACCUCAUCGACUACAACAUCACACCUCCCACAGGUGUCAAACGCUGGCUCCCCCCUCCUGAACUCUGCCCUCCCCCUGGGCUUUGGGAUGUUGGGGGGUCUCGUGCCCGUCUCGCUACCCUUUCAGUUCCCUUCGUUGCUCAAUUUCAGCGCUCCAGGAGUCCCGGGAGCAACUAGGAUGGGCUCAGCUCCCAGCUCCAACUCAGGAUACCAGUUAGCACAGAGCGACCUAUUGGAUCUGUAUAAGAGCCUCCAGUCAGGGUCGCAGGCUGCCCUACCUCCUCACUUGCAGCUUGCUUUUUCAGCUCAGGACCUCAGGAGUCAGGAUCCUUUAAAGAGCUCGUCCUGCUUCUCGGUGGAGGACGACCGAAAACCUCCACGAGCUUCAGAGUCUCAGUAG